AUGCCGAAAAGGAUAGAAUAUGCCUCGUGCUUCGGCAGAACAAUUGAAGGAAACGACGAAGAAGAAGAAGAUGGCCAGCCCGCGACGGCACAAUCCCAAAAAAUUGUGGUGCGAGCUGCUCGGCUGAUAUUCGUGAAUUACGAUGAUAUAGACUACUGGAGACCGCACGGGGUACGGUGCGAGAUCGUGGUGGAUAGUCAGACUCAGUCUUUAUUUGUUGUGCGCGACUACAGCGACACGUUUACCAGCCGAUACCCGAUUGACUUCAAUGGAUUUAUGGCCACCCUUGCUCGUCUCAGCCGUACUAUCAAGAAGAUUCAUGCUAGAUUCGAGCCGAAUCCCACGGCUCUGGAAAAGUACUACGGUUGGAAGAGGCCGAGGAUGGAAGAAGAUGCUGCAUUUGAGCGAUACGGCUCAGAAAUUCCAUGGGAAUGCGAAGAAUGCAAAGAAUUGUGGAGUGAAGGAUGGGGAAGGAAUUGGCAAUACAAAAACUUUGGACCCUACGAAAGAGCCCCAAUAGAGAUGACUUGGGAUUAUGAGAAAUAUCCAUCCAUCCACUAUUUCACAUCGUUUAUCGAUCUGGCAAUUUGCCCAUCUCGGCCACAACAAUCGGGAUAUUUACAUGAAACGCGGAUUGCUCAGCCGCAGCACCCCCAGAUAGUCCGUAACCCAUUCGACGAUGCCAGAUAUCCCGAUAUUCCAUUAUUUCUGAAAAAGUACGAAAGACACCUUCGAACACUUCAUAAUGGAAUGAUGACAUUUCUUGAUGAUACGGAUGCUGAUCUAGAAUUAUUGGCCAAAUGGAUGCCAGAAGAGCUUGACUUUGACGAGUUGGUUGUUUCAGAGCCGCAUAGAUUCCGAAUUGAAGUUUAUGGCAAAGUGUUCCUCUGCGCCAUAUACAAGUCUCGAUUUCCGGACAGAGACCUCGAUCCAGCCACCUACUUGUUAAUUUUCGACAAA
Messenger RNA from Mesorhabditis spiculigera, 960 nucleotides. The record is from the annotation of a GenBank genome assembly. NCBI's taxonomy places the organism in Eukaryota, Metazoa, Nematoda, Chromadorea, Rhabditida, Rhabditidae.